Molecule: messenger RNA, 1875 nt
Organism: Lathyrus sativus (Indian pea)
Lineage: Eukaryota; Viridiplantae; Streptophyta; Magnoliopsida; Fabales; Fabaceae
Source: the annotation of a GenBank genome assembly
AUGGCAGAACUAAUCACUGCUAUUGAGAACAGAACCAUAUUCAUCAUAUUGGUUUUCUUGUCAUGUGUUGUUUCAUUAUCUUAUGCCGCUUCUGACUCUGAAUUGCUCCUCAUGGUAAAGGACAAUCUAGAAAAAGAUGCCACAUUAUUGACAUCAUGGAACACAACAACAUCUCCUUGUAACGGCGAUAAAUCCAACUGGCGCGGCGUUCGUUGUUAUAAUGGAAAAGUUUGGGGAUUGAAACUUGAGAAUAUGGGGUUAAAAGGGUUCAUUGAUUUUGAUUCUCUUAAGAAGCUACCAUAUCUUAGAACUAUUAGUUUCAUGCAUAAUGAUUUUGAUGGUGCUUGGCCUGAGAUUAACAAACUCGUCGGUCUUAAAUCGGUUUAUCUUUCGAAUAACAAAUUCUCCGGAGAUAUUCCUGCUGAUGCUUUUGUAGGUAUGCAGUGGUUGAAGAAAAUUUAUCUGUCAAAUAAUCAGUUUACCGGUUUUAUUCCACCUUCUAUUGUUUUGUUGCCAAAGCUUAUGGAAUUGAGAUUGGAUGGAAACAAAUUCACUGGUCCUAUUCCUCAUCUUAAGCAAUCUUUGAAAUCAUUCAAUGUAGCUAAUAAUCAGUUGCAGGGUCCAAUCCCAACCACACUUGAUAAAAUCCAAGCUUCUUCCUUCGCAGGGAAUGAAGGUUUAUGCGGAGCACCAUUAGCAGCAUGUGCUGCAAAGAAGCCAUCGAUCGCAAGUAUUUGUAUGGUGGUUGUGGUUGUUUGUGUAGCAUUGAUUGUGAUUGGAGUCACAGUGUUUUUCAUCCUUCAUCGAAGAAGAAACCGAGAGCCAUCAUCGACUCUCGAGAAUCCGCCUUCAGGCCACCAUGGCAACAAAAUAGGAUAUAAAGAUGCGGGUAACGACAGUAUAAGGUCAACAAGAUCGUCGGGUUCGAGCCGUAGUAAAAAAGCAGAUCAGAUGAAGUUGUCGUUUAUAAGAGACGACAGAGAGAGAUUUGAUCUGCAAGAGUUGUUGAGAGCUUCUGCCGAGAUUUUGGGAAGUGGUUGUUAUAGUUCUUCUUAUAAAGCUUCUUUGGUGAAUGGACCAAAAAUAGUGGUGAAGAGGUUUAAACAAAUGAAUAAUGUAGGGAAGGAAGAGUUUCAAGAGCACAUGAGAAGGAUUGGAAGAUUGAAUUGUCCUAACUUGAUUCCUCUUGUUGCUUACUAUUAUAGAAAAGAAGAGAAGCUUUUAGUUACUGAUUUUGUUCAGAAUGGAAGUCUAGCCGUUCGCCUUCAUGGACAUCAAGCUCUAGGAGAACCAAGCCUUGAUUGGCCAACAAGGUUGAAAAUAGUGAAAGGAGUAGCAAGAGGUCUUGAAAAUCUCUACAAAGACAUGCCAAGCCUAAUAGCCCCUCAUGGAAAUCUCAAAUCCUCAAACGUCCUUCUAUCAGAAACAUUCGAACCGAUCAUCACAGACUACGGACUAGUCCCCGUCACCAACCAAGAAAUGGCCAAAGACAUAAUGGUAAUAUACAAAUCCCCAGAAUAUCUUCAACAUGGAAGAAUCACAAAGAAAAGUGACGUUUGGUCACUUGGAAUACUAAUACUAGAGAUCCUAACUGGUAAAUUUCCAGCUACAUUCUUACAACAAGGGAAAGGAAGUGAGGUGAGUUUAGCAAAUUGGGUGUACUCAGUAGUACCUGAGGAAUGGAAUAGUUCAGUGUUUGAUAAAGAAAUGGGUGACACAAUGAAUGGUGAGGGUGAGAUGGAUAAGCUUUUGAGAAUUGCAUUGACUUGUUGUGAAGAAGAUAUUGAGAAAAGAUGUGAUUUGAAAGAAGCUGUUGAGAAAAUUCUACAAAUCAAUGAGAGAGAUGUUGUUGAUGAUAUAAUAGACAUGAAAUGA